Molecule: messenger RNA, 926 nt
Organism: Anneissia japonica
Lineage: Eukaryota; Metazoa; Echinodermata; Crinoidea; Comatulida; Comatulidae
Exons: 3
Coding region: 94-810 (238 amino acids)
Source: RefSeq, a predicted model, not a curated record
AUUCCAAAAUACUGUACUUAGAUAGAUUUGUAUUCUUUUUCAGGUGAUCAUGAAUUGACAGACUUCGAAACAGCCAUUUCAGAGGCCGCCACAAUGAGAAACAACAGUAUUACUGAAAUCAGAUCCUUGAAUGACGCUAUUGAGCAGAUGCGGGAUGAACUCCCGUUAUCAAUCCUUGCUAAUAGUUAUGUAAUGUCCAACAAGGUGGCAGACAUCUGCUACGAAAUUGCUGUAAAAGAACAGAAGGUGAAAGACUUGGAAAAUCAUAUAGAUCAAGAGCUGAAAUUCGCAAGUGGCCCCUUGGCAACAAGUAUGGAUGAUGUUUUGCAUGCUAAUAAAAUACCAAGACAACAAUAUCAUGGGAAAAGCUUCGUUGGAAAUCAUGUUCACAAAGCCUGCAAGAUUAACAUCAUUGACAAAUUGAUGACUGGUAUGAACUCUGCCCUUAAAAAUGAGCUAGAAGAAUGCCCGAUCAGCUCAGCAAAAAUUCUAAACACAGCAUUAGAAAAAAUAAAAAAGAAGCACACACCAGUUUUUGAAACAUUUGCUAAGGUACACACGUUAAUAAACCACACACGACCUGUUAAUCCAACUGAACUGAGAGAAUAUGGUAAGAAACAAAUUCAUAUUUUGCAUUCAAAAAAAAUAAUAACUAGCUUUUUGUUAAAGUGUUUUCCAAAUUAUAUGUGCAUUUUUUUUUUGACCCAGAGUUGGCAAUCACAGAUUUUUCAAGAGAGUAUCGAAAAGUUGCAACCAAUGUUAAGCAACCAAAGCUACAUAUGCUGGAACAUCAUUCAAUUGAAUUCAUGAGGAAGUGGAAGGUUGGUCUUGGCUUGCUGUCUGAGCAGGGUGGCGAACUAAUACAUGCAGAAUUCAAUCGCCGUAAAAGAUCUGUAUAUGGAUUACGAAGUCAUCUCGACCAAAUU